This is a messenger RNA of Actinia tenebrosa (Australian red waratah sea anemone), 1035 nucleotides long. RefSeq lists its product as uncharacterized. NCBI's taxonomy places the organism in Eukaryota, Metazoa, Cnidaria, Anthozoa, Actiniaria, Actiniidae. Gene Ontology annotation, molecular function: phosphatidylinositol transfer activity. The record is from RefSeq and is a predicted model, not a curated record.
CUUGCAUUAUUCACGAUCAUAUAAUACUCUGGUUGCCUAUCAGGCACAUUCCACAUAAGGCAAAGUCGUUUGGUGUUUUGCAGCUCAUUUUGUCAGGGAAAAUGGUAUGUUUUCGCCAAAAAUGACUUCGAUAAAGGAGCUCUMUCCGUCGUACAAUCAAGAGGAUUUUCUAGAGCUGAAAAGCCGACUAAAGCCACUUUUCGAAGCGGACCCUUCCAAGGCUCAAACCGAUGCAUGCCUAAAACGUUUCUUACGAGGAUUUGAAGAUGUAGACGAAGCUUGUAAGGCGCUUCUGAAAUACAUCAAAUGGAGGGAGGACUAURGAGUAGACUACCUCAGUAACGAUGAUGAUGUUAUGCGUGAGGUAGACACGGGAAAAGCUAUUGUCCUUGAUUUUCCUGACAAAAGUCACAGACCUAUCAUAAUAGURACUGCAAGACUACACGAUGCCAGAGAAAGAGAUCUUGACGUCAUAACUAAAUUCAUUAUUUAUACUUUGGAAUGUGCGACCAGGAAAUGUGACGAAAGCAUCAUUGACAACAUAUGCAUUCUAUUCGAUCUCAAAGAUUUCUCCUUUUACAACAUGGACUAUGGAUUCGUAAAGCAGUUGAUUUGGCUGCUGUCAAGGAGAUUUCCUGAAAGACUUGGACAUUGCCUUCUGUUGAACGCACCUUUUAUAUUCAGUGGAUUUUGGGCUAUCAUACGGCUUUGGAUCAACGAAGUGACAUCAAACAAGAUAGUCUUCAUCAGAGACGAUAAUCACCUCUCAGAGUUCAUUCCGCUGGACAUCCUACCCAACUCCGUGAUAUCAUAAUGACGUCAUCCCAAAAACUCCCUCUGGCGUCAUUAAAAAUUUUUUUUGUUCAUUCAAUAGGCCUUUGCAAGCAGAACUCAGUUGCAGUGACAAAUUAGUUAACUUCUCCCGACUUUUUUUUUGUACGCUUGUUCAAGAUAUUUGAUAUUUGUGUAUUAUAAAUUAUUACUUGUUCUGAACUGGAUUGACCAUCUUUGGUCUAUUCUUGGAUAGCUAAAACC